UUUAUUAAUAACAAAGAUGGGAUACAAUAAAUUCAUUGCAUCUUUAAUACGAAGUAAAAGUACAAAAGCAUUGUUAAAAAGAAGAUAUAAUGUUUCUGGAAUAUUUUACACCUCAAAAUGUAGAGCCAGUACAUCAGGUAGAAAUGAUAAAAAUGAUGAAUUGGAUGAGCUUGAUAAGCCCCUUAAGUUUUCCACAUCUGAAGCAGCAAGAUGGCCUGCUGCAUGGUCAACUACCGACCAUUCAGAUGUACCACCGUAUCAACCAACAGUUAUAGCAAUAAGUUUGUUCAUUUUUUACAUCUAUUUCACUCAACUUAGAGAGGAAAAUGAUAUUGACCUGAAAAUGGUGGAAAACAUACCUAUAGAAAUUCAGGAGCAAAUAUAUGGAAAGAAAGAGAAAAAAUAAAUAAACAGAGAUGUAAUGUAGUGUAGUUUUAAUGUUAUUAUUGAAUUAUUGUACAA
Osmia bicornis bicornis is the source of this 462-nucleotide messenger RNA. RefSeq lists its product as uncharacterized. The record is from RefSeq and is a predicted model, not a curated record. NCBI's taxonomy places the organism in Eukaryota, Metazoa, Arthropoda, Insecta, Hymenoptera, Megachilidae. Bases 17 to 406 code for a protein of 129 amino acids. The transcript has 2 exons.